AUGUCACAACUCCUUACAGAGUACUUUAUUUCAGGCUUCAAUAUUUUGCUGCCCACGGUAUCGCAGGAUCUUCAUAUCCCUCGCGAAGCUCAGACAUGGCCGGUCAACGCUUUUUCUCUUGCCGUGGCUUCGUUCCUGCUCUUCUUCGGUCGCCUAGCGGACAUGUAUGGUGGCUUUCCAUUAUACCUUGGGGGCAUUAUAUGGCUGGCGGUAUGGAGUUUGGUCGCUGGUUUUGUCCCGAGCAAUUUGACGCUGAGCCUUACGAGGGCGAGCCAGGGUCUUGGCACUGCUGCUUAUUUACCAAGUAGCUUGAUGUUACUGGGGAGCAUCUAUAGACCAGGACCGAGAAAAAACAUUAUCUUCAGCGUGUAUGGCGCUUGUGCACCUUUGGGGUUUUUUCUGGGGAUCUUCUUUGCGGGAUUAUGUGCGCAGUAUAUUGCGUGGCGAUGGUACUUCUUUAUCGGCGCUUCUUUGGCAGCUCUCACAGCAGUAGCGGCAUUCUGGACCAUACCAUCCGAUAUUGAAGAACGUCGAGCUAUGGGUGUGAAGAUGGACUGGCCCGGAGCCGGACUCAUCUCAAUCGGUCUCACCCUCGUCGUUUUCGCAAUCACCAAUAGCGCGAAUGUCCUCAAACCCCGUGAAGCAAUAUACAUGAACCUCAUCUUGACUGCCGGUGUGCUCUGUCUUGUCGUCGCAUUCUAUUUCGAAGGCUGGGUAGCUGAGCAACCUUUGCUGCCGUUCGAUUUCUUCGACACUCCAUGCAUAAAGCCACUAUUCAUCGCUUUGUUUUUUCAAUAUGGUGUACUUGGAAACUGGAUCCUGUACUCGACUUUAUAUAUGACUGACUUUAUGGGUGCAUCACCGAUGCAGCUUGUCGCCUGGUACACACCUCUAGCAGUCGGAGGCUUCGUCAUUGCCACAAUCGGUGGAUUUUUCCUCCAUCGUAUCCACGGCACUAUUCUUAUACUCAUUGCUGGCGUCUCCCUCCUCAUUGCUUGUCUUCUCUUUGCUAUCAUCCCUAUCGGGGCUAGCUAUUGGAUAUACAUCUUUCCCGCAUGUCUAACUUUUACAAUUGGUAUUGAUGUCACAUUCUCCCUAGCGAAUAUUUUUAUUAGUAACUCUAUGCCGUCGAAGCGUCAAGGUUUGGCGGGAGGUUUAGCCAACAGUCUACUACAGUUGAGUAUCGCCCUAUUUCUAGGAGUUGGGGGCCUCAUUGCAGGAGAGGAAACAGAUGAACAAGUCAAGCAGAGCUACAAACAUGUUUUCUGGUUUGCAUUCGCUUGUGCGGCUAUGGCUUUGGUGAUAAUAGCAGGAUUUGUCAGGUUAAGGAAGGCGAAUAGCGAUUAUACCUUCGAUGAAUGGUUGGCGUUGGAAAAGAAGAUAAGGCCUAGUGAAUGA
Verruconis gallopava is the source of this 1398-nucleotide messenger RNA. RefSeq lists its product as uncharacterized. The record is from RefSeq and is a predicted model, not a curated record. The transcript has 3 exons. Gene Ontology annotation, molecular function: transmembrane transporter activity. The coding region runs from base 1 to 1398 and encodes 465 amino acids. NCBI's taxonomy places the organism in Eukaryota, Fungi, Ascomycota, Dothideomycetes, Venturiales, Sympoventuriaceae. Gene Ontology annotation, biological process: transmembrane transport. Gene Ontology annotation, cellular component: membrane.